AUGAAGAGGACACAAGGGUAUGAACAGGACGUUGGUUCUCAUUCUAUUUAUGAUGAGUUUUAUGUGUUGGGUGGUGAUCAGUCGGAUGGAAGUGGACAGCAUCCUUUGCAACGACAGGUACAGUUGGACUCAAUGACGCGUCAGCUGAAUGGUUUGGUGUCUCCUCAAUUGCCAGGUCACAAGACGUUUAUGAAUGAGUUUGGUGAUGUUAAAGAGAUUGGUUAUGGGAUGCCUUUGAAUGGUGGCGACGUCGAUUUCCACAGUGAGGGUUCCCCUUCAAAGAUUCAUCAGGAUUACAGUAGGGAUGAAAGUAACGGUCUCGUUGAGAGUUUUGACGGCGAGCAAGAACAAGAACAGGAACAGAAACAGAAAAGGACAAGAGCUAGGGGUGAGGCUUUGGAUAUUUUGAAGUCAGAGUUUAAUUUGAACCCAAAUCCUACUUCAAAACGUAGAAAAGUUCUUUCUGAAUUAACAGGUUUAUCCGAGAAAAAAGUUAGAAUAUGGUUUCAAAAUAGAAGAGCUAAAGUUAGAAAAUCAGAUAAGUUGGGUAAAAACUCAAAUACGGAUUUGACAAGGAUAAAAAGUUACGGUGACGGGUUCGACGAUGACUCUGAAGAUACCGUCUCGACGUUUUUCGAUAGAGUACCUCUAGAAGCUAACAAAAGCUAUUCUUUUAUAGACAUAUUUUCAAUUACUGUCGGUAGUUGGAACCGUAUGAAAAGUGGUUCUUUGACCAAGGAAAGUCUGCCGACAGUUUCCAGACUGGCAAAUCUAUCUCCUUUCUCCAUCAAUGAGCUCAUGUCGGAUUCUACCGAUUUGUUGGUAUUGAUCUCUAAAAAAAAUUAUGAAAUAAAUUACUUCUUUAGUGCGAUGGCUAAUGAUACUAGAAUUUUGUUCCGUGUGUUUUUCCCAAUAAAUACAGUCGUGAAUUGCUCGUUGGUUCUUGAGGCAGACGACAUCGUUACCACUGGCGAUGAAAGCGAUAGUGAUACAAAACUCGGGGAAUUGAAACUUUCUCUAUCAAGAUCACCAAAUUUUGCUGUUCAUUUCCUUUCUGGUGAUUAUGAUUCUCCAUCAAACCAAUGGUCUAUUUGCGAAGAUUUCUCAGAAGGGAAACAGGUAAGUGAUGCUUUCACUGGGGGUUCAAACAUACCGCAUUCUUUAAAAGGUAUUCAAGAUUCAUUGAAAUUUAUGAAUUCUCUAAUCCUGGAUUAUAAUAGUACAACGCAUGAAAGAAUACAACAGCAUCCGAUCAAUCUGAAUAACGAAAUACCGAAUCCACUAGGUACAGGUACAGAAAGUGGUGAUUCUCAUUUCGGCAAUUCGUUCUUUUUUGAAGAACACGAUCCACAUCAAUUAUUAAAUACAAAUACAAAUACAAAUGAUGGAACGUAUAAUUUUAUUAAUAACAACACUCAUGAAAAGAAUCAUCCUCAUCUCAAUAUUGUGCAACAUCAGGAUGACCAUGGUACAGGUUUCCCAAUGUCUCAUGAUAUACCAUUAGUGAAUACUCCUGAAUUCCUGAAAAGUCCACAAGAUAUGCAUCAACAUGAAAAUUUAAAUUCAAAUAAUAAGUGGUUCUAA
Messenger RNA from Vanderwaltozyma polyspora DSM 70294, 1584 nucleotides. RefSeq names its product Pho2p (gene PHO2). The record is from RefSeq and is a predicted model, not a curated record. Gene Ontology annotation, biological process: cell differentiation; regulation of transcription by RNA polymerase II. The coding region runs from base 1 to 1584 and encodes 527 amino acids. Lineage: Eukaryota; Fungi; Ascomycota; Saccharomycetes; Saccharomycetales; Saccharomycetaceae. The transcript has a single exon. Gene Ontology annotation, molecular function: DNA-binding transcription factor activity, RNA polymerase II-specific; RNA polymerase II cis-regulatory region sequence-specific DNA binding.